AUGAAGAAGGUUAUGUCGAAAGGGUGUGCCCAUCGUUACACGCUGACGUGCCUGAAACUAGACGUCGUGUCACUGGUCGAUCGCCUUUCCGAAACAGAUAAAUAUCAAUUGUUGCCGGGUGUCAUUGUUGUUAGGGACAAUUCUAGUGCUGAAAACGGAAGUGACGAUGAAGAAUCAGCAACAAGCAGGAAGUUCCCUGUGGAUCUCGUCGCGUCCCUUGCUAGGGACUAUCCUAAUGAUGUGGACUCCCGUCUGGACGCUUUCCUUAUACGAAAAGUCGGACAAUAUCUGAAUUCUCAUUCGAUUACAGUUAAAUUGUUUGAUGAAGAGAGUUUCGCAAGGGCAAGACAGCUGGAGCUAGAAGCUGCUGAACAACUGGAUCAAAAUAAUUCAGAUGACAUUCAGUCAGGUCGUGCAGGAGGCGGCGGUGGCGGCGGCGGUCUUGGAGGCGGCGGUGGGGGCGGUGGUGGAGGCAAGAGGCAAGGUAUGGGCCAGCUGUUGUUGGCAGCACUGUUGAUGAAAGGUACGUUAGUGCCAAUUGCGUUCGCAGCACUGGCAGGGCUGGCAGGCAAGGCCCUGAUGACUGGUCUACUCUCCCUGAUGCUGUCCGCCAUCAUAGGACUCAAAUCCCUCACCCAUCACGGGGGCAAGCAAGCCGUGACAUAUGAGAUCGUCCAGAAGCCUGUGUAUUCCCACUCGCACUCACACUCACACGAAUUGCACCACGAGCAUUUGGGAGGUGGGCACGGAGGCGGCGGCGGCGGCGGUGGAUAUGGCCACUCAUCGUAUGGCCGGAGCUUUAAUCUGCAGCCUGGCUUGACUUUCGGGGACGAGACCUCUGAAGGUAUUCAUCACAGAGCUAUACAGGGUGAUGCCAUUCGCCAGAAGAAGUCUGACUCCCAUGAAAUCGCUUACAGUGCUUAUGCGACGCAAGGAGGCGAUGUGGGUCACAGCUCAUUGACCCAAUCUGCUACGUUGAGACAGCAGAGCUAG
Messenger RNA from Cryptotermes secundus, 993 nucleotides. It is a transcript of the gene Osi16, whose product is annotated as homeobox protein unc-4. The transcript is spliced from 2 exons. The coding region runs from base 1 to 993 and encodes 330 amino acids. The record is from RefSeq and is a predicted model, not a curated record. NCBI's taxonomy places the organism in Eukaryota, Metazoa, Arthropoda, Insecta, Blattodea, Kalotermitidae.